Dryobates pubescens (Downy woodpecker) is the source of this 642-nucleotide messenger RNA. RefSeq lists its product as uncharacterized. The coding region runs from base 1 to 633 and encodes 210 amino acids. The record is from RefSeq and is a predicted model, not a curated record. Lineage: Eukaryota; Metazoa; Chordata; Aves; Piciformes; Picidae. The transcript is spliced from 6 exons.
AUGGAGAAAGAUGAAGGGAAAUGCAGACCCUUGGGGGUAACAAAUCUUGAAGGAGCAGAAAUUGGUGUUGAUAUUAGUCUGGGUAAACCAUUUGUUUUUAAAUGCAUACCUCAAAGUGGAAACAGGAUCUUCUACUUCUGUGCAACUUCCAGCCAAGAAAUGAAAAGGUGGUUAGAGGCUAUGGAUAAAGCAGUGCAUCCCAUCCAUCAGAACCAUGUGUGGGUAGAUGUCACGCUGCAUAACACUACACUUCCACCCCUGGCUAUCAAAAACCCAGAAUGCCUGGGGCUUCUGCACCUGCUGGACAGAAGCAAAGAUGUCUGGAUUCAGCACUACUGCAUUCUGAAGGAUGGCUGUUUGUACUUUUAUGCCACUCUCAGGUCUACACCUGCUCAAGGUGGCCUUUACCUGCAGGGAUACACUGUGAGUGAGCAAAGUCUGGGCACCAAGAGAUCUGUUAUUGAACUCAAGCCUCCAUCUGAAGAAUUUAAAACAUUCUACUUAUGUGCAGAGAAUGUAAAUGAAAAUAAAAGAUGGAUUACAGCUUUGCAAGCUUCGAUUAAUAAAUGGUUACCCCUACAUCAGGCAAUCCAAGAUUUCAUGAACAGACCACUGGAAGAGACAAGGAUGUGAUAAGAAAGU